Molecule: messenger RNA, 723 nt
Organism: Pediculus humanus corporis (human body louse)
Lineage: Eukaryota; Metazoa; Arthropoda; Insecta; Psocodea; Pediculidae
Exons: 5
Coding region: 1-723 (240 amino acids)
Source: RefSeq, a predicted model, not a curated record
AUGGAAUUUAAUAAUUCUACGAUUUCAAAUGAAUUCAAAAAUUUAAAUUCAAGAACGGAUCGAACGAUUCUAUCGAGAAGAAAACGUUACAUUGUAUUUCCGAAAGGUUCAUCUUUUCAGUUGGUUUUAGAAAGUUUGUCUCGCAUUCCAAGGCAAAUGCCACUUGUAUUAGGUCCAACAAUUCAAUUGGCAUGGCCAUUACCAUCAGGUAUACCUCAAACAUCUCGUAAAAUUAGGUCGACGAUAAACAAUGAAGAAAAUUUUAUUUAUGAAAAAAAAUCAUCAUUUACAAAAAAUAAUCAUAAUAAAAAAUACGAUAAAUUUGGCAAUGUUAUGAAAUUAUUCACCUUGUUUGGAAUAACUGUUGGUUUAGCUUGGCAAUUGCCAGACGAUCCAGCAAUAUUUGCAGAUCAUAAAAAAAAGCAUAAAAUAUAUAAAAGAAACGUAUUGAAAAAAAUGGAAACAGUUAUGGAACCGAUGGGUACUAAUGGACAACAAUGCGUUUUAAAAGCUUUAUGCGAAUCAGGUCAACGAACACCAUCGAAAAAAGAAUUUAUCGUUGAAAUUUUUCAUAAAAUAUUUUCGGUGAACCAUGACGAUGAUGAUGAUGAUAAUGAUACUCACGAUGACAAAAUGUACAAAAGAGCUCACAGAUCGAUAAAUCAAAAUUGCGACAAAUUGUAUCCGGAAUGUCCAUUUUCUAUUUUUAAAUCUUUACAAUGA